Brettanomyces nanus is the source of this 444-nucleotide messenger RNA. RefSeq lists its product as uncharacterized. Bases 1 to 444 code for a protein of 147 amino acids. Gene Ontology annotation, biological process: deadenylation-dependent decapping of nuclear-transcribed mRNA. The transcript has a single exon. Lineage: Eukaryota; Fungi; Ascomycota; Pichiomycetes; Pichiales; Pichiaceae. Gene Ontology annotation, molecular function: RNA cap binding. The record is from RefSeq and is a predicted model, not a curated record. Gene Ontology annotation, cellular component: P-body; Lsm1-7-Pat1 complex.
AUGCCAAAUACAACACCCGAAGACCUCUACCUUCAAUCCUACCCAUUCACAACAGCUGCCGCAAUUAUCGGUUCUGUUGAUCGAAAAAUUAUAGUGACCCUUUGGGAUGGCCGUACUUUGGUUGGAGUACUAAGAACUUUUGACCAGUUCGGUAACUUGGUAAUCCACGACGGCGUGGAACGUAUCUACUUGUUAGAUAAGAAGCAGUAUGCUCAAUCUACAAAGCUACAGACGUACCUGAUCAGAGGAGAGAAUGUGGUUAUGAUGGCCGAGAUGGAUAUCGACAAAGAGGAUGAAUCAUUAGCACAGUUAACGCAGGUGGAUUUCGUUGAUGCCCAGAAAGUCUGGAAAAGUCGCUGUCAAAGUGCCUUGGACAGAAACAGUGUGGAAAGUGUCGUUUUCCACGACAACGGAAUCUUCGGUGCCGCAUGUACACUAUAUUAG